AUGUUGUUCUCCACGGCCGCGCUGCUGUCGUCGGGCCUCCUCCUCUCGCCGGCGCGCUCGCCGGCGGCGGUGGCGCCGCGUGCGCGCGCUCCGACCCUGAGCAUCGCGGUCUUCGGCGCGAGCGGCGGCACUGGAAGCGAGGCGGUUUUGCAGGCGCUCGAGCGGGGCGAGGACGUGAGCUGCCUCGUCCGCGACGCCUCCAAGCUCAAGGCGCCGCGCACGGCGGCGGGCUUCUCGGAGGGCUCGCCGUUUGCCAGCGACAAGCUCUCGGUCACUACCGGCAGCGUCACCAACAAGGCGGACGUCGACGCGGUCUUUGCCAGCGGAGGCGAGUGCUCUCCUCGGCCGUCCACGCGUGUGACGGGCGUGGUCGUGGCGCUCGGCGGCAAGACGAGCGACGUCGGCCCCACGAUGCUGCAGGACGGCACCGCCAACAUAGUGGCCGCCUGCAAGGCCAAUGGCGUGAAGCGCAUCUCGGUCGUCACGACGAUCGGCGCGGGCGACUCAAUGGACCAGGCGCCGUGGGCCUUCCGGCUGCUGAUGAUGACUGUGAUGUCGUCCAUCAUGAGCGACAAGAACGCGCAGGAGGCGGUCAUCACGUCGGCGGGCGCCGACCUCGAGUACUGCAUCGUGCGCCCGGGCGGCCUCAAGUCGGACCCGCCCACCGGGGUCGUCACCGCGGGGAAGGACCAGGACGCGGGCGCCAUCACGCGCGCCGACGUGGCGGCCUUCUGCCUCGACGCGGUCGUCGAGCCCGACUUUCAGUUCCUGCGGCAGGCCGUCUCCAUCUCGUCAAACAUGGGCAGCGGGUUCAAGUCGGUCCUCGCAGACAAGACCAAGUCGCGGAUGGCGAGCAAGUGA
Molecule: messenger RNA, 861 nt
Organism: Emiliania huxleyi CCMP1516
Lineage: Eukaryota; Haptophyta; Isochrysidales; Noelaerhabdaceae
Exons: 2
Coding region: 1-861 (286 amino acids)
Source: RefSeq, a predicted model, not a curated record